UAUUAUGUCAACAAUGGUUCUUGAAAGUUAUUGUUUUGAUAAAAGUGAAAAAAAUAAUAAUUAAGUUACGUUACUGUUUGAAGAGAAAUGACAAUUGAGCUUUUCAAAUUUAGAAGUUCGGAAUAAAAGGCAAAGAUGUUAAUAAUUAUUUUGUUAGGUUUUGUAUUUAUUUAUAAUAAGGAUUUUGUAAAUAGUGUAGUUAUAAAUGACAUGACAACCAGUUCCUUUGGAGAUAACAAUGAAGGACUAAUUGCUGCCUUUGGAGAUUUUAAUUCAGACGAAUUGACUGACGCUUUUAUCAUUAAUGGUUCAAGUGUGCAAGUACUUCUUGCUCAUGACAAAGAACCAUUUUUGCGUCCAUCACUGUAUUCGUGUAACUUUGAUAAUUUGAAUAUAACCAGCAUUGUACCUGGUGACUUUGAUGGAGAUGCUUACAUGGAUAUACUUUUUACUACACAAAUUCAAAACAUUUCAUCUGACACUCAUGAAGUAAGGAUUUUAUGGGGUGGUAUGUCUACACUUAAUUGUUCUGAUGCACAGCUUAUACAGGUCAUAACUAUUGGUCAGCCAUUAGUUCUGGAUUAUAAUCGGGAUAUGAUUUUAGAUUUAUUUGGAAUAAAUUCUGAAAAUCAACGAGUAUUUUGGGUGUUUGAUAAAUCUAGGUCAACCCCAGAGGAAGUUCUCAUGAUUGGAGAUAACUUAAAAAAAAUUAAGCUUCCUCAUUCACAUUCAUUUCUAGAUGUUAAUGAUGACAAUGCUGCAGAUCUUUUAGUCACAACUGAAUUAGAUGUAGAAAUCUGGUUGAAUGAAGAGACAAGUGGAUUUAAAUAUAAUAAUAGCAUUGACUUGCUUGUUGGACAUCCAACUAUAUAUGGCCAGGCAUUGUUUAUUGAUGUGGCCCUUUCCGGACAAUUCUUUUUAGUUAUACCUGUUUGCUAUGAUUUAGACUGCAUCAACAGCACAAUUCUAAUUUAUGACAAUGAACAGUGGCAUGAUCUUCAAGUAGAUUUUAAUGAUGGAAAGGGCACUUUGUGGAGAUUUGUACCUCCUAGAAAUGAGACCUAUCUGGACACUAUUACUAUGCGCAGUGGAGACUAUAAUAUGGAUGGAUAUCCUGAUAUUUUAAUGACUUUAAGUCCUGUUAAUGGUAAAGACACUAAAGCCUUCCUUUUGCACAAUGUGGUGUGUAAUAAAGAGGGCUGCAAAUUUCAUAGAACUUUUGAGGUUCAAUGGGAGAGAUUUAGUACAUUUGGGAACAAUGUAGUAAUGGCUACAUUUUAUGAUUUUUAUAUUGAUGGUGUCCUUGAUGUUAUUUAUGUCCAAAGAAAUAUUACAACAGGGAAGCAUUUUUUAAGAGCUUUUAGAAAUGAGUUAGAAUAUGAUACAAAUUUUAUUAAAGUAAUAGUUGUAACAGGUCUUAGUAAUAAGAAAAUACCUACAAUUAAUGGAACUUUGAUAACUAGAAAGGUGACUUUUGGAACAAAUUUACCAGGGCCUAAGAUUGGAUACAAUACUUGGUCACAAGAAGGCAAUUAUCGGACUGGUGUAUGUGCGCAGCUACCACAAUCUGCGUAUUAUGCUUUACAACUACCAUAUUCUAUUUUUGGUCUUGAUCGGACUCCAAAUUUCGUUGACACAUUAACAGUUGGUCUCUUAGGUUUUUCAAAAAGCUGGACUCAGAUUAUACCCAAUUCUCAGAUAGUUUUGAUACCUGCUCCUCCAAGCGACCCUUCUCAAUGGCGUGCUCAACUUUUUGUAACACCAAGCAAAGUUAUUCUUAAAAGUGUGUUUGUUCUUACCGCUAUUAUUAUUGUAAUAAUUGGAUGUGUUCUUUACUUGCAUUGGAAAGAGAGAAAUGACCGACAAGACAUAAUAGAAAUUGAUGAAAAAACAUAUGUCAAAAUUUAAAAUAUUUUAAUUCCUUAUUAAUUAUUGUAUAUUGUAUAAUGUUGACUGUGAUUAUAGUCUAUUAUAGCACACUAUUACAUGUGUUAUUUGGUGAAAAUGUAACAACAUUAUUUGAAGUAAAACCUAUUUAUGUUUGACUGUGAAAUAUAUAUAAAAACUUGGCUAGAUUCUAAAUAGAUCUGAUUAAUAAUGAUUGAUUUUAUGGUUAAGUUUUCUUUAAUUCUCGUUGUUGUGUAUAUUCAAAAUUGUAUUGACUGUUAUAACAUUUUAAGACAAAUAGAGAGUUAGGUGAAUGUAAUUAAAGUUUUCUUAAAAUAAAAAAUGAAAUAUAUAAAAUAGUUGUUUAGUAAUGUUAAGAUUAUUAUAACAGUAAUUAAAAUACAGGUUUUUCAUAAUGACACAA
This is a messenger RNA of Danaus plexippus (monarch butterfly), 2311 nucleotides long. RefSeq names its product T-cell immunomodulatory protein. The coding region runs from base 136 to 1908 and encodes 590 amino acids. The record is from RefSeq and is a predicted model, not a curated record. Lineage: Eukaryota; Metazoa; Arthropoda; Insecta; Lepidoptera; Nymphalidae. Gene Ontology annotation, cellular component: plasma membrane. The transcript is spliced from 2 exons.